UACUGACCUCAUCAACCUGAGCUUGAGACUCUUGAAGUUUCUUUUGGGAGUCCGUCGGUUUUUUUGUGCUCUGUCCUUUGUUGUCAGCCAUUGUGCCUGCAAGAGUAACGGAACCAAUAUCAGUGCUACGGAAAUUUAGAAACUAAAUGUCUAAUAGGGUAACAGCAGAAUGAGUAAUGUAGAUCAGAAUGUCAAAACCAUUGCGGACAAAAUAACCACACCCGAGAAUAGUAAUUGCAAUAUAAAUACUACAACUAUAAUUAGUUUAAUAGACACAUAUGGAACUAAUGAUGACGGUCAAAAUAAUAUGAACGCAGAGAAUAAAACCAUAGACGUGGAGGAUGAAAAAUAUUCCGUUUCAAGUCUUUUAUGGAGAGAUUUAUAUCCUCAAGUAUUAGCUAGUUGUAUAUCUUUAUUAAUGGUCAUUCAACCGGGAAUACAUUUAGCGUAUUCAAAUAAUAUGUUGCAUCAUAUGCCAUCAAUAAAUAAAGAACAAUUUUCAUGGAUAACAAGUAUUUCGGUUUUGUGUACACCCGUUGGAGCAUUCUUCGUCGGUUUGGUGAUGGAUAGAAUUGGCCGGAAGAACGCUUGUCUCUUAACUUGCUUACCAUUACUCGCAUCGUGGACAAUAGUGACCAUUUCAAGUACAGAUAACAUCUACACAUGUUAUGUCUUUAGACUGUUGGGCGGGAUCGGUGCAGGAAUGACUACGGUGGGCUUAGUGUACGUGUCGGAAAUUAGUCACUCGUCGUACAAGCAGAUAUUGCUAUCUCUUAAUAGCGUUUUCUUUUCUGGUGGCGUACUACUCUCCACUUGUUUGGUUGACCUGAAAUGGAAUGUCAUAAACUUCUCUUUCGUCAUAUUCACGAUUGUCAACAUGGCGCUUAUAAUAAUUUACUUGCCGGAAAGUCCUAUCUGGAUACUGAAGUUUAAGAGUUCCGAGCACAUUAAUAAAGCUAAAAUAGCAGUGAAACAGAUUUAUCCGAACGAUAAUCAGGUGUUCGAAGCCGAGUGGAGGCGCCUGAGGUCCGCGUCGGACGACGCCGCCGGCCCGGACGUCCGUCAGCCGUCGUUUUUCAAGUCGGUUCGGUCCAAUCCCGCGGCGUACAAGCCGAUGGUCAUACUGACGGUGCUGCUGCUGCUCCAGCAACUGACCGGCGCCUAUUCGAUCAUAUCGUACGCGCUGCCCAUACUGAAGUCGGUGGUGCCCGCCGCUUACCCGCCGGCCAUCGGGAUUCAAUCGCUGGCCGCGCUGGGCAUCGUCAGGUUCGCAUCCGGCGUGUUGGCGUGCGUGCUGUCAUUGCGCGUGGGCCGAAAACCGCUGCUGGUGUUUUCGUGUGUGGCCAUGGCGACGUCGUCCGUCUUGGUGGCGGCCACUCACCAUAGCCGGGACACGACCGCCGUCCCUUGGUCGCUAUGCGGCGUCAUGCUGUACGUGUUCAGCAGUUCCGUCGGCGUGCUCGUGUUUCCGUGGACGAUGAUAUGCGAAAUGCUGUCCACGCCCGUCCGGGCGGUCGGCGGCUGCAUGCUCGUGUCGUACGCUUACCUGAUCAUGUUCGCCACGCUCAAAGUGUUCCCGUACGUUUUGGCCGCCGUCUCCGUGCCAAACGUGUUUCUCGUGUUCGGCGCCGUGUCCACGUCCAUGGCCGUAUACGUGCACUUCGUCGUGCCCGAGACAUUGGGCAAGAGCUUUCGAGAAAUAGAGGACUACUUCACGCGACCGAGUAAACCACUGUAAAGCUCGUUCGCAGCAAUACGAUGGCAUCAUAUUAUUUAUUGUAUAUACACUCCCGCACAACCUUAUACAUUUGGUGAACAUUUGAAACCGCUCCACUCCUCCUCAUCAACGCUGCGGGUGGAAUUCGAGAGAGAACCCACCUGUAGUUAGUAAAGACGGUUCUAUGUAUAAAAUUUUAUCCUGGCACAAAGUUAUACUUUUACCCUCUCAUCUAUUCACACAGGUCUAUUUACACGUCCGCUGUGGUAUUAGCGAUAUACGUUGUACGUCAUAUUUUGUAAUCAAAAAUCAAAUUUUUAAAUUAAUUAUUAUUAUUGUAUACGAACGAUAUGGUAUUGUGAUAACACUGAUAAGUGAUUAUAGUUCAGUAUGUAUAAUCUAUUAAUAUUGUUGUGAUGGCAUAUCAAAACAAAUGUUAAUCAUUACAAACAAUCAUAAUUCUAAGUAUUAUCUUGUUAUUGUAUACGUUGCACGUCGUAAUUUUUAUAAUAAUAUGUUAAUUAAGUUAAGGUAAUAUAACAUGUUUAUGAAUUGUAAAUCCCAGUUUCAAGUGUAUUGGGUCGCUGAAUAUUUAUGAUUAUUUUUAACUAAUAAUAAACUAUUUCUAUGUAAAUUAUUGUAUUUUAAUAUAAUUUAUUUAUUGGAUACAUAAUAACUAUUUGAAUUUCGAUUUCAAUUUACAUGUAGGUUAGAUAAUAAUAAUAUUAGGUAACUAAUAAUCCUGAUCAUGAUUUUUGUUACCUAUAUCGUGUUUUAACAAUGUCGAUUUUAUAAAAAACCAUUAUCUAUUUAUAUUUCUGGUUUAAGCUACUUUGAAGUUUACGUAUUGUCUUAUCUCUAUUUUAAUAUUAAAUUUAUAUAAUUUAUAUUUUAUUUUGUUAAAUUUUUUAUUUCUAUAUUUCGUAUACCUAAAUAUUCUAUAGAGGUACUUACAUUUACUUACUGUUAGUACUUGUGUUCUCUGUGUAACGUAUUGCAAGUAACCUGGAUAUACCGAAAUAUAAUUUUGAACACAUUGAAUUUGAUUAGGCAAUAUAAUAAGGCGUGUAUACCUAAUAAUUAUUAUUAGGUUAUAAUAUUAUUAUAAUUAAUGCGCUCGUAUAUUACUCAUAUAGAAGUUGAUGUUUUCGUAUAGCCGUGUA
Rhopalosiphum maidis (corn leaf aphid) is the source of this 2880-nucleotide messenger RNA. RefSeq names its product facilitated trehalose transporter Tret1-like. NCBI's taxonomy places the organism in Eukaryota, Metazoa, Arthropoda, Insecta, Hemiptera, Aphididae. The coding region runs from base 170 to 1738 and encodes 522 amino acids. Gene Ontology annotation, biological process: transmembrane transport. Gene Ontology annotation, cellular component: membrane. Gene Ontology annotation, molecular function: transmembrane transporter activity. The transcript has 8 exons. The record is from RefSeq and is a predicted model, not a curated record.